AUGAAUGAAAAUGGAUCUAUCUAUGUUGCUGACAAUGAAAACGAUGAAGUUGUGCAAUAUGAUAUUGGAGACAAUGAAGGAACAAUAGUCGCUGGUGGAAAUGGAAAAAGUGAUGAUCUCAAUCAAUUGAAUUGUCCAUAUAGUGUUUUUGUUGAUCAAGACUAUUCGGUACAUGUAUCGGAUGAAAAAAAUCAUCGUUUAUAUUAUCUUCAAGAAAUUAUUGUAGAUCAACUAGGUACUCACUAUGUGGCUGAUUGCUUAAACGGACGAGUAAUGCGUUGGUUCAAAGGCGCUACACAAGGUGAUAUAAUUGCAGGUGGAAUCGGUGACGGAGAAGAAGCUAAUAAAUUAUCAUUAGUCAAUGGUUUAGUAUUUGAUAGUCAAGGUAAUCUCUAUGUUGUUGAUACAGGGAACGCUUGUGUACAAAAAUUCGAUAUCACCUGA
Rotaria sordida is the source of this 444-nucleotide messenger RNA. NCBI's taxonomy places the organism in Eukaryota, Metazoa, Rotifera, Eurotatoria, Philodinida, Philodinidae. The record is from the annotation of a GenBank genome assembly.